Patella vulgata (common limpet) is the source of this 2993-nucleotide messenger RNA. Its product is annotated as neuronal acetylcholine receptor subunit beta-3. The transcript is spliced from 6 exons. Gene Ontology annotation, molecular function: neurotransmitter receptor activity; transmembrane signaling receptor activity; extracellular ligand-gated monoatomic ion channel activity. The record is from RefSeq and is a predicted model, not a curated record. Gene Ontology annotation, cellular component: synapse; membrane; neuron projection. Gene Ontology annotation, biological process: chemical synaptic transmission; monoatomic ion transmembrane transport; nervous system process. Bases 193 to 1593 code for a protein of 466 amino acids. Lineage: Eukaryota; Metazoa; Mollusca; Gastropoda; Patellidae.
UGUGGGCUGCAAAAAAGAGUUCACGCGCGUAUAUUCGAUAUUUAGUAGAUAUGUUUAAUACUCACAGAACGAAGGAAUUUGAACAUGGAUGUAAGUUUAAAGUGAAUUUGUGAGAUUCUACAAAGGAUUUAAAUCAUCGACGGCCUAUAGGAAUAUUAAUUACCAGUAAUUAAGCAUGGUGGAAAGUUAGAAAUGGUUUAUAACAACCAGUAUUUAUUGUUGGGAUUCAUUAUCAUCACUAGAUUCUUCAGGACAGGUUGGUCGGCGACAGCAAGUGACAUGAUCCGCUUAAGAAAGUCUUUAUUUGGGAAUUACAGUAAGGAGAUUGUACCGUUAUAUAAUCAGAGCGUUCCACUUCAAGUACAGAUGUCUUUCUUUCUUAUUAUGAUACAUGAUCUGGAUAUGAAGAAUCAAGUUUUGACUGCAAGUGGUUGGUUGAAAAUAGAAUGGUAUGAUGAGUUUUUGAGAUGGAAUCCAGCAGAUUAUGGCGGAAUUGAUGAACUUAUAGUUUUUCAGAGAGAAGUUUGGUUACCUGAUUUAUUUGUUGAAAAUACGGCUCAGGAUUAUAAGGAACUUGGUAAUGACGCCAUGUUAAUUUCAGUCAGUCACAGAGGGAAGAUAUUUUGGGAGCCUGGUAUUGUGACAGAAACCAGCUGUGCCGUGAAUAUUGGAAGAUAUCCGUUUGAUUCACAGUCUUGCGACAUAAGAUAUUUAACAUGGAUGCACACAAAUCGCACAUUGACUGUUGAACCCGAGUUCAAAACAAUCGACUUGGAAGCCACACUACCGAAUGGAGAAUGGGACAUUGCUAGAACGGAAGCACUGCCAUAUUCGUACCCAUCAACCUACAAACAAGGAACAAGUCACACGGGAGUUAAAUUUUUCGUUUAUUUACGUCGCAAGAGAACAUUUUAUAUAUUAAAUACUAUUAUACCAGUAGUGAUGUUAUCACUAUUAAAUGUUUUAGUAUUUAUAUUGCCUGCUGAUUGUGGUGAAAGAAUGGCUCUAGCAGUCACUGUUCUCUUGUCCUUUACAGUUUAUCUGGGAAUUAUCAGUGACGUCAUGCCAAAGACGUCAGAAAGCCUGUCCUUGUUAGCUGUUUACCUCACAACACUUCUUUCUCUCAGCACCAUUUCUGUUGGCUGUGCUGGGGUUGUUCUUAACAUACAUCACAAAGAUCCACGGACGGCCGUACCUCGGCUUGCUCGUAUUUUAUUAGGCGGAAGCGGUAAACACAAUUACAAAGCGCUACACAGGCGUUCGACAAUACGUGACAAAUACGUAGAAAGUGACAGUUUACGUGACGUACAGGAUACUGUGCAUCUAAAUAUGAAAGAGAUGGUUAGUGAUAACAAACCCUUAGAAAAUGGCGACGCCGACAAUCAUAAUGUUGAGUGUAAAACCACGUCAUCAACGGCGCCGGAAUGUCAGUGGCUGGUCAAAGAUGGCGAGGAUGUCAGUAAAAAACACUAUGCUACGUGGCACGAUAUCGGCAAGUCAUUGGACAAUAUCUUAUUCUGGAUUUUUUUCAUCAUUACGGUAACCGUCACAACCACUAUGUUAUUGCUAUUUUGUGGAGUGCAUGGAUUCUGACAUCUAUUCAAGGGUAACGACACUUCAGUUGAAAGCGAAUAUUAAAUCCCAUAGUCAGUUAGUGAACAAUUGGUCGCGAUGAGGAAGAGUAUGAUAUGCUGUUUAAUAAUUGGGAAUAGCCUUAUGCAUAGUCAACAUUGGUAUUAUAUAUUUAUAAACGCCAGAUUGCAGUAAAUUCCAUGACAGUGUGGUGAACAAGAUAGGUGUUUCGAUUAGUCUAUGGUUCAGAUCGUAAGUUAUCAAUGGAGACCAAAAAGCACCUUUUAAACUAUUACUUACUGUUUGUGAAUAUAUUAUUGAAUUAGACACCCAUGCAUAUAUUUAGACGUUUUAAAUAAAUACAUAAUAUGUACAUGUUGUAUAUACAUACACACUACAAAUAAUCACUUGUUGAUGAAGGGGUAUAUACCUUAUUAAGUCAGGUAAAUUAAAUGUUGAAUUACUGGUGGUGCAAGGUUUAUGCGGUGAGAUGUUUUUGUUUCCAAAGACUGAGCCGAAGUUGGUUUGUUUAAUAAUUUUAAUUACAUUUUACAUCUCGACUGCUGAACAGACAAAGUCAUAUCUCAACAUUGUCUUUAUUACGGACGUACAAUCAACACAUACAAUACAGUCAAAUGGGCAAUCAGAUUUUAAGUAUUGUGGCACAUGUUGAAUAAUGUAUGAUGAAUUGGUCGUGUUAAGUUUUCAAUCUGUUUAAAACACAGUUCCUAUUUCGUUUCGUUUUUAUAGUUCAAUAUUUCGCGUUACUUGUCUUUACUACACUAGGAUCUAGAAGAGUUGUUAUCAUUGAAGUGUUCUGAAUGGUGUGAGGGAUUAGCCAAUGAAACGGUCUGGUCUGUUACUGCGAGCUUUAAGCGUGUUUUGCGCGGAACUGUGGGUAAUCCACUCGUAACAUCAAUGCUGAUUGGUUAAUCAUAUGUCUGACGUCAUAGGGUCAAAAGCCGCUCGUAUGACCUCUGACGCGACCUAUCCCUACGACCGGUCAGAUCUUCAUGUAGUGUAGGCCAUCAAAAGUAUAAAAAAAACGACACGAAAUAUAGUUCUGUAUUUUAAUCAGAUUGGUUAAGUUGUCAAAUGUCAACAGAAUUCGAUUUACGGUGGUCAUACAUUUUCCGAACUGAAAACACGGGUUGCCGUUUACCCACAGUAAUAAUAUUGGAUCGGGUGAAUGUGCAUUUUGCCUAACACUAUAUGAUUACAUACGACAGUGUAUAGCUUUAAUAUUUAUUUAUAUGGAUACAUUAAUUAAAUUUUAUAUGAAUUGUUUUAUCCCAUUAAAUUUAACUCCAGAAAACAGUUUUGUUAUUUGUGUUCAAUUUAAGAACUCUAAAUGGCACUGACAUUCUGAUAUUCGGCAGAUGACAAUGUUACAUUUGAAAUAGGGUAAAUUUAUAUAGUAG